Talaromyces proteolyticus is the source of this 729-nucleotide messenger RNA. RefSeq lists its product as uncharacterized. The record is from RefSeq and is a predicted model, not a curated record. NCBI's taxonomy places the organism in Eukaryota, Fungi, Ascomycota, Eurotiomycetes, Eurotiales, Trichocomaceae. Bases 102 to 593 code for a protein of 163 amino acids. The transcript is spliced from 3 exons.
GCUCAUUUGAUUCAACCCUUGACUUCAUAGUGUUGUUUAGCCAAAGGAGAAUUCCAUAACCAUUCUGCCAAGACUGAAUAGCUUGUCAGUUCCUCAAGAAAAUGGGUUACACACACUACUACUCUGUUCGUGACAGGGGCUCGACUGAGUGGCAACAGGCCUGGCCUGCACUCAUCGCAGACGCCUUGACAGUUGUCGAAGCCACCAGGGGAUAUGUGGACCUUUCCGGCCCCGCAGAGGAUCUUGAGGACUAUUCGCAACCACCUUCCAUCAAUGUGCGAACGGGGAUUCACCUUAACGGUGUCGGAUCCAAUUCACACGAGGAUUUUAUCCUUCAAAAAAACGGCCAGUGGCGGUUUUGCAAAACGCGCCGGAAAUCAUAUGACGUGGUGGUGACAUGCAUCUUGCUACGGGCGUUCAUGCUUGCUCCUGGCCAGUUUCACGUCAGUUCUGAUGGCUCUUGGGCUGAGUGGAUGGAAGCACGCGAUUUGUACGAUGAACUCUGGCCGGAUGAAGAUGUUCGGUGCCCAUGGGGAGAAGGGGAAGAGGAGUCAGACUCCGAAGAGACGGGGAGUAUUAAUGGCGGUUCGUAAGGAUCCUGGUGGUCUGGCGGUUGUCUUUAAAAUCGCUGGAGAGCAAGCUCAUUCUCUACGAGCAAGGGUAAUGAAGGGAAUGCGUGGGAAAUAUAAAAAUUAUUUUAAUUUGACUAGGUCUGAGGUCUUGCUCGCU